Xyrauchen texanus (razorback sucker) is the source of this 2256-nucleotide messenger RNA. RefSeq names its product nucleophosmin 1b (gene npm1b). Gene Ontology annotation, cellular component: cytoplasm; centrosome; nucleoplasm. Bases 31 to 915 code for a protein of 294 amino acids. Gene Ontology annotation, molecular function: histone binding; RNA binding; chromatin binding. The record is from RefSeq and is a predicted model, not a curated record. The transcript has 11 exons. Lineage: Eukaryota; Metazoa; Chordata; Actinopteri; Cypriniformes; Catostomidae. Gene Ontology annotation, biological process: regulation of centrosome duplication; ribosomal large subunit biogenesis; positive regulation of transcription by RNA polymerase II.
UACAGAACAUGCACCAUUACUGGCGCAAAAAUGGAGGACAACAUUAAAGACCUCAGUCGACCUCAGAUGUAUUUAUUUGGUUGCUCUCUGAAAGCAGAGAAGAAAGAGCACAAAGUUGAGGUGGAUGAUGAUGAUGAGGCUGAACAUCAGCUGUCACUCAAAGCGGUGUGUUUGGGUGCAGAGGCGGAGGACAAAUUUCACACGGUAGAGAUGGAGGGAUUGACUUACGAUGGGAAAUCAACCAAAAUCACCCUUGCUGUAUUGAAACCAUCUGUUCUGCCUUCUCUUAGUCUGGGAGGGUUCGAGGUCACGCCUCCUGUGUCUUUUCGCCUGCAGUCAGGAGGGGGGCCGGUCCACAUUAGCGGUCAGCAUUUCGUCAGUGUGAAGGAAUCAGAUGAUGAGGAUGAGGAAGAGGAGAAUAACACCUCACCGGUAAAGAGACCAUCCAACAUUGCCCUCACAAAAGUGCCUCAGAAAAAGCUUAAAAUGGACUCUGAUGAAGAAGACAGUGACGAGGAUGACGAAGAUGAGGAUGAUGAAGAUGAAGAGGAUGAGGAGGAAGAAAAGAGAGUUGAAAAGAGUCCCGGAAAAGCCCCUCAGAAAGCCCCAGAGAAGAAGAAGAGUGCAGAUAAACAAAACGGCUCUCCGGACAAGAAAGCAGGAACAGCAGGGAAGCCUCAAUCCCAGGCACCACAGAAAGUUAAAGACAAGUCGGCAGCAGGGCCUUCUGGGAAGGCUCCCAGUGCUCCCAGCCUGAGUGAGGUCAAAAACAAACUGUCAUCAGCAGUUAAAGAGGGGAAGUCACUUCCAAAAACUGAACAGAAGUUUGAGAACUACGCUAAAAGCUCUUUCAGGAUCUCCGAUAAACAAGUGAUCAAAGACCUUUGGAACUUUUUACAAUCACUGAAAAAGUAAUGGCUGCUCUGCGCUCCCCGUCCCGUCCCGGUGCAGCAGAAGUCUGGGGUGAGCCAGUUAUUGCACUUAAACUGCGAUCUGGCCUCUUCCCCUCCCAAUGCGAUCUGCCUGCUCUUCUCUGCUCUCUUCUCUCAUUAUAGAGACGGAUGGAGCAGAACGGGCCUCAGCAAUCGCAGAGAUACCACGGUUAAUGUUUUAUCUGUUUUGUUUUUUAUUUUAAAAAAAUGAAAGCUGAUGAUUUGUUUUCUUUGUUAAAAAGGCUCUCUUCAAAGAACAUUAUUGAAAUGUUUCAGUAAGGCUGAUAUCAUUUAAAAAGCCACUUAAAGGAAUAUUCUGGGUUCAAUACAAGUGAACCUCAUUUUAAAGAAUUUCUGUGGCAAAAAUAUCGAUUUCCGUCUCUUAAAAAUACAAAAAUAGCAAAAAUCAGGGUUUCAGUGCGGCAAAUACAAUCGAAGGGGUCUUUAAAAUAUUUGCUGUUUCAAAAGUAUAGCCACAAGACGUAAAUCAUAUGCUUGUUAACAUGAUUUUAGUGUGAUAAAAUCACUUGUUAACCAUUUCUGUGUACAUUUAUAGCCAAUACAUGGAUUCAUAGUCAUGGCAAUGAAGUUCUAAUAUUGGAUAUAACUUUGAACAGAUAAGGUUAGUAAGCAAUUGUAUCACACUAAUAUCAUGUUACUUUUGAAACAGUGAGUAUUUUAGGGUUUAUAUUCUGAGUCCAUCCACUUCCAUUGUAAAGGUUUCUCACUGUAACUGAUUUUUUCUUUUUUUUUAAAUAUAGAACAAACGAAUCAAAAUGAUUUUAUGUUGUAAUAAACAUUGUGUUAUAAAUGCUGUCAAUUGAGCUUAACUUGCAUUUAACCUGGAAUAUUCUGUUAAGGGUCUCACAAAAUCAUGUUCAGGUCAUAUUUCAACUCAAAAGAAAGAAAUAAUCCUAAUAAUAAAUAACAAUGAAGUAAUAAUGAAGCUUAUUUUAGAAACUUUACGAUUUGUUGCAUUGUGUCAUUACUUCUCUUUACUUGUUGCAAUAAGUGUAUCACAAUUUACAUUAUCUUAAUGAUUGUUUAUUAUUAUAAUUGUGUUGCUUUUGAUCUGUGACCCAGACCUGUUUUUGUGAAAUUAACCUUUAAAAAUAAAAAAUUAUCAUUUGAGAAAAGGCCACUGAACUGACAUUGAUUGAUGCUGGUUUUGUGAGGCUCCUUUUAAAAAAAAAAAAAAGAAUUAAAAUGCAAGCAUGAAAGUAUCUGGAGGAAAACAGCUCUUUUGCUAUGCCAGCCAUAUACCAACUUAUGGUUUCUUGAUACCACUAUGUAAUAAAAAAACAAGUUAAUUCUAACUUUAUAU